CGAAAAAUGAUCUCGGCGUACGACCGUGAGGAGCAGGGCUAUCCUCCUCCAGUAACCAACAACGGGAAUGUCCCAACUGAAAGUCCAGGCAUUAACAGAUCCUUCUCUGUCGCCACUACCGACGUUGCAGCCCUUGUCCCCUCUGGCGAUAAGCUUCUCCUAUUCCGAUCCCUUACGGGUAUCGACACCGUCCCGGCACUGCGGACCAACGGUCACUCGGUCCGUUCCGCGCCAAACAUUGGCAUCUACACACGUGUUGUUCGCAACGAACGCAAAGCUUCCUUCCGACACAAGCUUUUUAGAAUCCUUGUUAGCACCUGUCUUGCGGCUCAAAUCAUAGUCGCCGCCACACUUACUGCACUCGGAGCUGCCAAUGGCUCCCACAAGGCAGUCACAGCGUUCGGGGCAAUCAACACCAUAAUCGCAGGUCUCCUGACAUACCUCAAAGGGUCAGGACUGCCCACAAAACUCAAAACCAGAAAGGAUGAAUGGAAAAAAGUCCGAGAGUACAUUGAGCAGCGUGAACGAGAGUUCUGCCUGGCGGACUGUCCCCUCAACAUCCAGGAGGAAAUACAGAUUGUCGAAAACAUGUACCAGCGCGUCAGCACUUGGCUCGAG
Fusarium vanettenii 77-13-4 is the source of this 618-nucleotide messenger RNA. RefSeq lists its product as uncharacterized. The annotation marks the transcript as partial. The record is from RefSeq and is a predicted model, not a curated record. Lineage: Eukaryota; Fungi; Ascomycota; Sordariomycetes; Hypocreales; Nectriaceae. The transcript has a single exon.